Anolis carolinensis (green anole) is the source of this 2057-nucleotide messenger RNA. RefSeq lists its product as uncharacterized. The record is from RefSeq and is a predicted model, not a curated record. Lineage: Eukaryota; Metazoa; Chordata; Lepidosauria; Squamata; Anolidae. The transcript has 2 exons. Gene Ontology annotation, molecular function: zinc ion binding; nucleic acid binding. Bases 232 to 1821 code for a protein of 529 amino acids.
AAUAAUACAGUAGAGUGUCAGAACCCUGCUACUAGAGCCUGGAUGUGGCUCUGAGUUUCAGGGUCACUGACAUUGAUAAGACACCUGCGUCCCAGGACUCGGAGGAGAAACGGCUGAUGGACUUGGCGGGGAAUUUGCGCGGGGUUUUACUGAGCGGGAAGAGACUGUUCAAAUGAGGGGGAGGGUAUAUAAAGGAGGGUUGGCCGGAGCCUCCCAUUCUUGGCUUUUCUGAUGUUCAUGUUUCCUACAGUAAAAGUUCCUGGUGAUACCACAGAGAGUCUCGUGUGUUCAUUCAGGAGCGGCUGUGGUGAGCUGACACUAAGCCAAGAAUACGGACACCAUCCCGCUGUAGCGGUGAGGUGUAACAUGCAAGUGGAGGAUGAAGAGCUCUUGGGCGCCGGAGGAGGAAGGUCGGAAAGGGCCACUCCCGAGACGGACGCUGAGUUCCACCAGCUGGCGGCCCUGGCGUCAUCCACCGCUUAUGCCCAGCCAAAUGGGGUAACCCAGAGGCGCGGAGUGGUGCGGGGAGAUAGCACCGGAGGAGAGGAAGGUUCACCUUCCCCAGGCCCGCAAAAGAUGGUGUUUCUGGAGGAGAGGAUGUCGGCGAUGGAGACCACCCUGGCAGUGAUGUCGAGGGCGAUGGAGCGCCUGGCGGUUUUGGCGGAGCCGGAGCGAGGAAGGGAACUCCGGGCUAGCUCAAUGUGGGACGUGAGCAUGGGAAGCAGCCAGGGCUUUGCAGACCUCCCAGCACCGAAGGGAAGGGAAAUGCGAAAGGAGCCCGGUGCCCGGCCCAAGAUCCAAACGAGCCUGACGCGGGUGGAGGAGAGUGACGACGAAGGGGAAAAGCCUCCGAGAAUCCCGGCUACGCUCCCAACUGAGACCCUGGUGCCCCUGGCGAAUGCCGGGCGUGGCACAGGACAAAGGGAAGCAGCAGCGGGGCCCACUGGCCCGCAAGGGGGCUUGCGACGGGCGGAGAAUUGGGGAUUGCCACCACAGGGACCCCUACCGAGACGAGAGGAACUAAGGAUCGAGUUUGGGGGAGAGUCCUCUGAACUGGAUUUUUUCCUGACCACGGUGAGGGGCUAUAUGGAGGACAAUGCCCACACUUUUAGAACGGAAUCCAGCCGGGUACGGGCCAUUGGUGCAGUGUUGAAGAGGGGAGCGGCCAGCUGGUACGUUCAACUACACGCGCGGCGCGACCCAUGUCUGGGGUCACUCCGACGCUUUAUGGGGGCCCUGGAGACCCGUUUCCGAGAUCCACUGGAGCAGAUCCGGGCGAGGGAGGAGUUGAAGACCGUCUCCCAGGGGCAGAGGUCGGUAUCUGAGUAUGCGGAGGAGUUCCAAUGCCUCGCUGAAAAGGUGCCGGAAUGGUCUGCAGUGACAAAGAUAGAACUCUUCAAAGAGGGGCUCAGGCGGGAGAUCCUCUCCUGGGCGGUGCAUCGUGAUGAGCCUGACACACUGCGCGGAUGGAUUCAGCUGGCGGGGCGCAUCGAGACAUCGCUGGCCCAGGCGAGGAGGCACCGAGGAGGGCUACAGCAGCGGCCGCAGAUGAAAGAGGGGAGCCGGAAGGAGGGAUCAACCCCAGCCGGGAGGAGAACGGAGCCGACAGGGAACGUGAGCACCAGCAGGAGGGGCUGCUUCGUGUGCGGCCGUUUGGGCCACAGGGCUGCCGAGUGCUGGCAGAGAAAAGGGGAAGGCGGAGGCCCGCCCAAACCAAGAGCCGUGGCAGGGAAACGCGCCGAGGAAGAACCACCGAUGAGGCACCACUCGGGGGGGUUGGACGAAGGGGAGGAGGACGCCAUGUCAGAACCCUGCUACUAGAGCCUGGAUGUGGCUCUGAGUUUCAGGGUCACUGACAUUGAUAAGACACCUGCGUCCCAGGACUCGGAGGAGAAACGGCUGAUGGACUUGGCGGGGAAUUUGCGCGGGGUUUUACUGAGCGGGAAGAGACUGUUCAAAUGAGGGGGAGGGUAUAUAAAGGAGGGUUGGCCGGAGCCUCCCAUUCUUGGCUUUUCUGAUGUUCAUGUUUCCUACAGUAAAAGUUCCUGGUGAUACCA